Messenger RNA from Fusarium coffeatum, 1083 nucleotides. RefSeq lists its product as uncharacterized. NCBI's taxonomy places the organism in Eukaryota, Fungi, Ascomycota, Sordariomycetes, Hypocreales, Nectriaceae. The transcript is spliced from 5 exons. The record is from RefSeq and is a predicted model, not a curated record. The coding region runs from base 1 to 1083 and encodes 360 amino acids.
AUGGCUGCCGAGACUGUAGGAACUGCCCUCGCAGUAGCAGGAGUCCUCGGCCAGCUCUUUGACGGCUGCGUUAAAGCGUACAAUCUCUUCACAACCGCCGCAAACAUUGACACGGACAGCCAAAGACUUCUCUGUAAAAUUCUUGAGGAGUUGUGUAGUGCUGUCACGAAUUUUAAGAAGCUUAAGGAUAGGUAUGGUUUGGUUGAUGAGCAUGCUAGUGAGAACGGGAGAGCUACUUUGGAUGUUGAGAAGACAAAGGUUAGGAGGUCUCCUUCGCCUUCGAGAAAAAGCUCCAGAGAUGGGGAAAUUGAAAAAUUGAAUGGAGUCUCUAAGGCGAUGAGUGAGAUGAGUUGGGGGAAGGGUAUGGGCUUGAGAGCCAGAUGGGUUAUAGCAGAUAAAGAUAAGUUUACAAAUCUACUCAAAGACCUACGAGACUUUAAUGAUGGCUUCGAGUGUCUCUUCCCAUCAUCUCACCUCACAUCCUUCCAACGUGCCUGGACUCACCAACUCCUUGAGUCCGCCCAGCGCGGCAUAGCUCAGCUCUCCCUACUGGAAAAAGCGUCAACGGGUGUCUACCCCAAGCUCACCACCUCAGCCAAACUCAAGAAACUCCGGAUAAAUCUUGACGCUAAACCUCAAGCCUCAUUCAAGCCAACCUUCGCCCUCAAAGUCCCCCGUACUGCACUUGAGCUGAGUGACGAUGACGGCAAUGGCGGGCGCAGCAAAGGAAGGCAUGAAAGAGCAGGCGAUGUCGUUAUUGAGUGGGUGGACUAUGAUCGUGAUGAUGUGGACGAGCGCGUAGCUCAUGUUCGUCGUCUGGAUGAUCUCGCUCGGAUGAUGCAUUCAGCUUCCGAGUGUCAUCCUGAUCUUCACAGCAUCGACUGCGUAGGCUAUGUCGAUGACCAUGCGCGCAGCAGAUAUGGCCUUGUAUACAAAGCGCCCUCGUCAACCUUUUCGACACUCCACGAGCUCAUCGCCAGUGCAGAUCUCAAGACUCCUGACCUUGACGAUCGAGUUCGCCUGGCGCAUACGCUCGCGGUUGCUCUGUGGUCCCUGCGUUCAAAGAAAGAGGACUAUUUGUAA